Messenger RNA from Mesocricetus auratus (golden hamster), 2077 nucleotides. It is a transcript of the gene Dnaaf4, whose product is annotated as dynein axonemal assembly factor 4. Lineage: Eukaryota; Metazoa; Chordata; Mammalia; Rodentia; Cricetidae. The transcript is spliced from 9 exons. Gene Ontology annotation, molecular function: nuclear estrogen receptor binding. The record is from RefSeq and is a predicted model, not a curated record. Gene Ontology annotation, biological process: cilium movement; outer dynein arm assembly; heart development. The coding region runs from base 397 to 1659 and encodes 420 amino acids.
GGUUAGUCAGAAACGGGUAUCAAUUGGAGCUAAAGGCGUUUGUGAGCAACCCAACCCGGGUGCGGUGAACCGAACUCGGAUCCUCUCGAGAGCAGAGCAUUCGCAGCGCAUGCUCUUGACCCUCCAGUCGUCUUAUCUCCGUCUUAAGGACAGGUCAGGCUCUACUUCCUCCUCAUUCUCUCUGGCUAAGAGGCAGCCGGGACCCAGAUGCUCCAAACCCAAGAAUGACCUGAGCGCACGAGGUACGCGGACAAGCCUCGAGCCUCUUCCGCUGACCCGGAAGGACCUGGAAGUGCCCGAAGGGCCGGAAGUGAUGGCAGCCGCGGUCUCUGCUUUCCUAGCAACCGUGCCGGCUUCUUAGCGACGCAAGGUGGCUCCCGCGUCCCCGGUGCAGCCAUGCCGGUGCGGGUGAGCGAGUUCAGCUGGCAGCAGACACCGGCCGCGAUCUUCCUGUCGCUGCCUCUGCGUGGCGUGUGCGUGCGCGAUGCCGACGUGUUCUGCGGGGAAAGUUACCUGAAGGUCAACUUUUCUCCAUUUUUAUUUGAGGUGUUUCUCUAUGCUCCCAUAGAUGAUGGGAAUAGCAAAGCCAAGAUUGGGAAUGACAUGAUUUUCUUUACAUUGUAUAAAAAGGAACCAGUUAUGUGGGAGACCCUCUCUAUGCCAGGUGUUGACAAAGAGAUGAUGCAGAGAAUAAGAGAAAAAUCUAUUCUGCAAGCACAGGAGAAAGCAAAAGAGGCCACAGAAGCAAAAAGUGCUGCGAAGCGGGAAGAUCAGAGAUACACACUAGGAGUGAUGAUGAAGAUUGAAGAAGAAGAGAGGAAAAAAAUAGAAGAUAUGAAGGAAAAUGAACGGAAAAAAGCAACUAGAGAAUUGGAAGCAUGGAAAGAAUGUCAAAGACAAGCUGAAGAGCAAAAAAGAAUCCCAAGGAAAGAGAAAUGCCAGCGGGGAAGGCAAGCUGAGGAGAGGGGAGCACUAAAGCCCCCCAGUCUGCCCAGGAAGGCCCCGCCCACUCGGCUCCCUGAAAGAGGGAAAAAUUGGGAAAACAUAUUUUCUGAGAAGUUAAAGGAAGACAGCAUUCCUGCACCUCGAUCUGCUGGGAGCAUUCAAAUCAGCUUUACCCCUCGAGUAUUCCCAACAGCUCUCCGGGAAUCCCAAGUGGCAGAAGAGGAGGAGUGGCUGCAUAAACAAGCGGAGGCCCGCAGAGCCCUGAGCACUGAUCUUCCUGAAUUCUGUGACUUGAAGGAAGAAGAGAAGAACCCAGACUGGUUGAAAGAAAAGGGGAACAAAUUGUUUGCAACAGAAAACUAUUUGGCAGCGGUUGAUGCAUACAAUUUAGCCAUACGAUUAAACAGUAAGAUUCCAUUAUUGUAUUUGAAUCGGGCUGCUUGCCACCUCAAACUAAAAAACUUACACAAGGCCAUCGAGGACUCUUCGAAGGCACUAGAAUUAUUGACACCACCUGUUUCUGACAAUGCCAGUGCAAGAAUGAAGGCACAUGUCCGACGAGGUACAGCAUUCUGUCAACUAGAAUUGUAUGUAGAAGGCUUGCAAGAUUAUGAAGCUGCACUUAAGAUCGACCCAGCCAACACAGUUGUACAGAAUGAUGCAGAGAAGAUUCGGAAUAUAAUUCAAGGGACAGCACUGAAGUCUCAUGACUAGAGACAACUAGGUACAGGAGUCACUGUUAGUACUCUAUCACUGUAAAGAGCAAAGUGCCAGAGAUCCUUUGGAAAGGCAGUGCCAGAGGAAUCAUUUCCAUAUCUCACUACCUUUGAUCUCCCAGCAUUGGGAGGCAGAGGCAGGUGGGCUCUGUGAGUUUGCAGCCAGCCUGCCCUACAUGCCCAGCUCCAGGCCAGCCGGAGCUACACAGGGAGAUCCUGUUUCAAAGCAAAGAACUAAACACAGAGAAUGGGCUGGCCUAAUUCUUGAUCUUAGCGCAGGACUUGGACUUUGAUGUUGCUGUCCUGAACUCUCCUUGUUCUUGUAAUUAAGCUGUUGGGGUUUCCAGGAUACUACUGAGGAAUCAACAGAACUUGUACAUUAAAGAUUAUACUUAUAAAGUUUUUAUUAUAUUAAA